GGUUCCAGCUAGCUAGGGAUGUCAAAUGCAUAGCACGUCGCUCCUUUUUGCAGUUUUUAUCAUAUUUAUUCCGCAGGAGGGCCUUUUAAAAUAAUAUUUCUGCCUCACAUAUUAAACUAAAUACAACAUGGCGACGUGCAUUUCCUUUCAAAGCCAGCUGUCCUCAAUAAUGGAGGUUUUGGUGAAAGCAGCAGUGUCUGAGAUCUCCAAACUAGUCGAUGAUAAAUGUGCGUUUUUGCACCUUGAAAUAUCCCGAAAACAAAGCGAAAAUGAGAUGCUGAAGAGGAAAUUAUCAAUGAUGGAGAACAAAAAUGCUCAGUUGCAGCGAGGGUUUGAGAACUACAUGGACCGGGGAACUGACGUGGGGGGUAACUGUCCACGUCCCACAGGAGAUAUGAAGUUUCCUGAGAUUGCAGAUGCCUCUGUUUCAUUCACAAUUAAAGAAGAGAGUCCAGAUGAGACGCUGUGGAUCACUGACUCUGCUGGAUCCAUCGGUCCUGCUGUUCAGUUCCCAAACCCGGCUGUUGCUCCAGAGAGCCGGCGGCUUGAAGGUGACCGUCAGAUAAACCCUUCAGAGGUUUCCAGGCAGAAAACAUCUGAGUUUGGUGAGUUGUACAACUCCAGUCAGCUUUCAGGAGACAUCAGUGGCCUUCAGUUCAACAUAAAGACGGAGAAGGAGGAGAGCCAGUCCAGAUACAGUGGUGAUGGGUGUCAGCAUGGCGUGGGGAAGCAGACUCAGCUCACUGCUGAUUUUUCCUUGGACGAACGGGAGAAUCAGCUCUGGUCGUCUAUUAUGGAAAGUGAGGACAUUGAUGCAGGCUUUCCUGAUUUUUCCAGUGUGGUGGAGGAGUAUUCCCAAACAUUCCCGGAAAAUCCUGACUCUCAUGUUGGUUCAAACAAGUUGUCUGGAGUCCAGCAGCUGUCCUCUCAGAGGCCGUGUAACGGGAUGUACAACAGUGAGUAUCAGAAGGACGUCCCACAGUCGUCCAGUUUCCAGUCCAGACCUCAGGGCGCUCUGUCGCAGCAGGACCGGCAGAAAGAGGACAUUUACUCAUCACACACUGCACAUCUGAGGCCGCCAGAUCAGCACACAGAGAGGGACACUUCAGCUGGAGAUAGACUCGGCGUAACUCCAUCACAGAACACUUUUUCAUCAGGCAGCUUCUCCUACCACAUCCCCCACCGACCCCCCUCCACCAUGGCACGAGGCCACGUCUGCUUACAGUGCGGGAAGGCGUUCAGCCGCCUGCAUCAGUUUAAGCUUCACCAGCAGAGCCACAAGAGAAAGCGUGCGUUCUGGUGCGUCGUAUGUGGAAAGAAUUUCCAGUGCUCCUCCCACCUCAGCAUUCAUCACCGCACGCACACGGGCGAGAAGCCAUUCGGCUGUGGACAGUGCGGGAAGAGAUUCACGCAGCAGAGCAGCCUGAGAGUCCACCAGCGCACUCACAGUGGGGAGCGGCCGUAUAGCUGCUCGCUGUGUGGCAAAACCUUCAUCAUGAUGCAUCAUUUGAAGCGACACAGAAUCAUCCACACGUACAGCCAAGGAGGAGACGUGUAAAGCAAACUGCUCAGGAGAAAAGACACAAGUGACCCGAGGAAACCAAACAGAAGAGGCAUGGAGAUGAGGCAUUUUGUCUUGGAUUUAUACUCAUGGGACAUUUUUCACAAACUUUGUAAAUUAACGCAUAUUUGACUAUGCAAAGAUCCACAUGGGCGGAUUAUAAGAUGCUUCGUUUUUUUAAAUGCUUGUCUUAAUAUUAUUUAAACUGUCACAAACACCAGUAUUUUGAAGACACCUCUGACGCUAGAUAUCCCAAAAAAAACAAAAACAAAUCCAGACUCAUUGAAAAACAUCCUGCUGAUUCCUUCUGUUUACCUGCUUUCUGAUCUUCUCUCAUAGAUACUGUUUUAGCUUCUCAUGUAUAAAUCUGCCUUAUUUUUAUCCCAGCACUGAGACUUUAGAAGCACAAGAUGCUCUUAAGCUCCCAUAGAGUCUUUCCCUUUCAUUCAGAGCCAGUGAAGAACCUCUCAGGAUUCAAUUUGGUGUUAAAUUGUAAAAAAAUCCUGCCUGACUAUUGUUUAAAGGUGAUUUUUUAAUUAAAUGUGUC
This is a messenger RNA of Cheilinus undulatus (humphead wrasse), 2108 nucleotides long. RefSeq names its product zinc finger protein 27-like. The record is from RefSeq and is a predicted model, not a curated record. Bases 128 to 1558 code for a protein of 476 amino acids. NCBI's taxonomy places the organism in Eukaryota, Metazoa, Chordata, Actinopteri, Labriformes, Labridae. The transcript has 4 exons. Gene Ontology annotation, molecular function: RNA polymerase II cis-regulatory region sequence-specific DNA binding; DNA-binding transcription factor activity, RNA polymerase II-specific. Gene Ontology annotation, biological process: regulation of transcription by RNA polymerase II.